AUGUUGAAAAAAGCACAAGAAAGACAGAAGAAAGCAUAUGAUGCAAAACACCAGCCACAACCAUUCAAGGUAUUAUUAUUAUUUUACGCAGCAGCUCUAACAGUUAACAAACUGUUCUGCAAUAGACCCUUUCGAUAAUUACGUCAUAUAUCUUGUUUUGGCCAAUUGUGAGCCAAUCACUUGAAACAUGAGAAUGAGGCUCAAAGUUGAGAUAUCUGACAUAAUUGUCGAAAGGCUCUAUUAAGAUGGGUUCCCCUUAAAGGGGCCGUACAGUCAUUUUUUAGUCGAAAAGCCAUUGUUUACAUUUUUUGUUAUUGUCACUACUUGACAUGCGCACCACAGCAUGCAUCUUCCGGUAUGCAGAAGUACUCGUAGUCAUGGAUACUGCAUGUAAGAUACAACCAAACAAAUCUCUGUGGAGUCCCCUACUUAAAGUGGCUUUUUGAAUAAAAAAUGACUGUAGGGCCCCUUUAAGAAUAGCUCUAAACUUAUUUACAACUUAUUAAAUUUGUAUCUAAUUAGGUAGGAUAUGUUGUCCUAUUGAAGAAUAUGAAAAACAAAGAUAGAAAGGGCGGUACACUUGAACCAGUAUGGUCUGGUCCUUACACAGUCAGCAAUGUCAUGUUGAAAGGUGUAUACAAACUUUCAAACAAAGGGGGCACUGAGCUCAAGAAACCCGUCAAUAGUGCAAGGCUAAAGAUAUAUCACGAACCACUGGGCAAACAACCAUCACAAGUGGAAUUGACGAAAGCUGACAGGCGCGAUUUCGAUCUGAUCCUCAGUAACGCUAAACUUGAUGAUAAUGUAAUCAACAGAGCACAAAGAAUUCUCCGUGAACAAUUCAACAACAUUAGUGGUUGGCAAGAUACGAUUUUGAGCCAAACGUCUUUUGUACCAGUUAAAGAAGAGUGUAUUCAAAUACAUCAUACUGGUCAUGAUCAUUGGGUGUGUUCAACAUCUAUCAAUGGUUUUGUUCGACUGUAUGACAGCAUGCACUGUAAACAGCUGACGCCGUCCAUGAAAGUACAGCUCUCGCAAUGUUAUCACACGCUUGUAAAGAACAACCUACUCGAAGUUGAGCUUCCUCCAAGGCAAAUCCAACCGGUGAAUUCGACUGUGGUGUUUUUGCAAUCGCCUUCGCUUCUGAACUUGCAGCUGGUAACACCAACCCAUCGCAUGUUACCUACGACCAAAGCAAAAUGCGUCAACAUCUCCUCACCAGUCUACAGAAAGGAUCUUUCGAACCAUUUCCUUGUGCGAACCCCUAGAACUCUGUACCAUUCGAGAAACAGUAUAACCAUUGUGAAAUUGAGGAAUUUUGUCACUGCCUGA
Molecule: messenger RNA, 1332 nt
Organism: Paramuricea clavata
Lineage: Eukaryota; Metazoa; Cnidaria; Anthozoa; Malacalcyonacea; Plexauridae
Source: the annotation of a GenBank genome assembly